Trifolium pratense (red clover) is the source of this 1241-nucleotide messenger RNA. Its product is annotated as transcription factor ORG2-like. Gene Ontology annotation, biological process: regulation of transcription by RNA polymerase II. The transcript is spliced from 3 exons. Lineage: Eukaryota; Viridiplantae; Streptophyta; Magnoliopsida; Fabales; Fabaceae. Gene Ontology annotation, molecular function: protein dimerization activity; DNA-binding transcription factor activity, RNA polymerase II-specific; RNA polymerase II transcription regulatory region sequence-specific DNA binding. The coding region runs from base 103 to 852 and encodes 249 amino acids. The record is from RefSeq and is a predicted model, not a curated record. Gene Ontology annotation, cellular component: RNA polymerase II transcription regulator complex.
AACUUGUAGCAUGUCUUAUGUGUAUAUAUACUAUAGUCUUUCUUAAUAAUCUCUAAGGCACAAAUUAAGUUAACUGUUUAAUUGUAACAAAUCAACAUCAUCAUGGUUGCUUUCUGUUCUCCUCAAUUCUCGUACUCAAACAUGGGAUGGUUCUUAGAAGAGUUAGAGCCAGAGUCCUUAUUAAUUAGCCAUAAGCAAAAAAACUAUGUAUCAUUAGAAUACUCAUUACCGCAUAAUGAAUUCUCUUCACCAAUUAAGCAAGAUGUUGAGGAUAUUGAAAGGUCACAAUCCCCUAAGCUUAUGGUUAAGAAGCUUAAUCACAAUGCUAGUGAACGUGAUCGUCGCAAGAAGGUCAAUAACUUGAUUUCUUCACUUCGUUCACUUCUUCCCGGUGAAGAUCAAACGAAAAAAAUGAGCAUUCCAGUAACAAUUUCAAGAGUAUUAAAAUACAUACCGGAAUUACAAAAGCAAGUGGAAGGAUUAAUUAAGAAAAAAGAAGAUUUUCUAUCAAGAAUUUCUAGGCAAGAAUAUGCAGUGAACAAAGAAUCAUCACAAAAGAAAAUUCCAAUUUACAAUUCUUCUUUUAUAGUUUCAACAAGUAGGCUUAAUGAUAUUGAGCUAGCUAUUCAUAUUUCAUCUUAUGAGUCUAACAAGAUUCCAUUAUCUGAGAUCUUGAUGUGUUUAGAAGAUAAUGGACUUUUUCUACUAAAUUCUUCAUCUUCCAAAACCUUUGGAGGAAGACUCUUCUAUAACUUGCAUUUUCAGGUGGAGAAAACUCAAAGAUUAGAGUGUGAUGCUCUAAUUCAAAAACUUUUGUCAAUAUGUGAGAAACAACGAAGUAAUCAAUAUUGAAGUUGCGUUAAAUAAAUAGUUUUGCUCAAUGUUUUCGGGCUGUUUGAUGUAUAUAUGUGAGUUGGACAGUUUCAAAUCUACGCACCUAACUUUUAGGAGUGAGAUUCAAACUCAAUCAAUUUAGUAUUUAGAUAUAUAUAUUAAAGUUUUGGCUCUUGGUAGUUUUGAACAUAUUUUGGUAAAAAGAGCAAUAGGGAAGAGUUUUUAUUUUAAGAGUUAAUGUAUGUUGCAUUAGCAUAAAUGUUACACUCGACCUACCAUGCCAAAUACUAAUAGAUAAAGUGUAUGGUUGUGAUUGAGUUUUUUUAUAUUUAGAUUUUGCUUAUCGUUUUGUUAGGUUAUUGUGUGGCAAUACGAAAUUUCUACUACCUUUUAGAUUGAAUCCAUUA